AUGAGGGACAUGGCUUCUGCUGGACUGCCUCCGCCGCCCUUGGGAAUUGAUCUCUCCCAAGAUAAACGACCUUUGAUUGUGGCGAUUUCAGUAACGACGUGGAUUCUGGCAUUCACUAUGGUGGCGUGUCGAAUUGUAGGACGACGUCUGAGGGGACUUCGAUUAUGGCUCGAUGACUGGUUUAUUGUUGCAGCUUUGCCACCAUCAUUGGGUCAUGUUCUCGGCAUGGCGGUAUACGCUGUCAGUCAUGGACUCGGAAGACACCUCUGGGCGGCAAAGUCUGAUUGCCUGUACGCCUGGGCGCUCGGGUUGUUUAUCGCCGAAAUCUGCUACGCCCUCACAUUAGUAUUUGUCGAACUAUCCAUCCUGUCAUUUUUCUGGCGAUCAUUUUCUGUCUGCAGCUCGAUCCAAUGGCCGAUUCUCAUUCUCGCAUCCAUAUGCCUUCCUACUCACUCAAUUUGGGAACGUUUCAAUCCCGCCAGUUCCAUGAGCGCCAACAACUACACUUGCGACGUGGAUCCCGCCAAGUUCCUUUAUGCAAACGCGAUUCCAACCAUUGUGACCGACUUGGUGAUGGUGAUGCUCCCGGUGCCUUAUGUAUGGGGGCUUCAGUUGCCGCGCAUCCAGAAAAUUGCUCUGGGUUGUGUCUUUCUGGCUGGAGGAUUCGUCACAAUUGUUUCGAUCGUACGAUUUUACUAUCUCUUAUCGCUGGAUCUGGAAGACCCUGAUAUCACGUGGAACUUUGUCACAGUAGGUAUCUGGUCCUUUGUUGAAGGCAACACCGCCAUUGUAUGCGCCUGUCUGCCUUUUCUUAGGCCCGUUAUCAAUAAAAUCUCGUCUGUUAAUCCAUUCAUUUUGGCCUCGGUUCCAUUGAACGGUAUUCAACAAUGCGAAAACUCUAGCCGCAGCUUUAACCAGACGAACGUCUUCCCGACUUGGGGCUUCAAUAAAAGUCACGGCGCUUCAACCACCCCAAUGCAGUCACAGAGCCAUGACGAACUCGAUCAUGAUGAGCACCCAUUUGCUCAUCUUGCAGAUGGUGCGCCCGAAACUGAUACGCCAGCAAGACAUCUUGGCAGGGAGUUUGCCGAUUUGGAAGCCGUUGUCGCAUCCCCCUCGUCAAGGUAUAUUCCCAUCACAAGAACCGUUGGACAACAGCGUCAAGAAAUGUCUUGA
Messenger RNA from Metarhizium acridum CQMa 102, 1176 nucleotides. RefSeq lists its product as uncharacterized. The record is from RefSeq and is a predicted model, not a curated record. NCBI's taxonomy places the organism in Eukaryota, Fungi, Ascomycota, Sordariomycetes, Hypocreales, Clavicipitaceae.